Messenger RNA from Talaromyces atroroseus, 1260 nucleotides. RefSeq lists its product as hypothetical. The record is from RefSeq and is a predicted model, not a curated record. The transcript is spliced from 3 exons. Lineage: Eukaryota; Fungi; Ascomycota; Eurotiomycetes; Eurotiales; Trichocomaceae. Gene Ontology annotation, molecular function: flavin adenine dinucleotide binding; saccharopine oxidase activity; sarcosine oxidase activity. The coding region runs from base 1 to 1260 and encodes 419 amino acids.
AUGUCAUCCGAAAUUCACGCUUCAUACCUGAUAAUUGGCGCUGGAGUCUUCGGUGCUUCCACUGCUUUACAUCUCGCGAAAAAGUAUUUACCGCCAGCCACAGACGAGCCUAUCAAGAUUAUUCUUGUCGACCGACCGGUCGUUCCUUACCACACGUCUGCGUCCCAAGAUCAGUCUAAAGUCAUUCGAGCUGAUUAUGCUGGUCCGCUUUACACCCGACUUGCCCUUGAAGCCAAGCAUCUAUGGAGGUCAGACUCGCUGUACAAGGAGAUUUAUCACGAAACCGGGUUGAUUUGGGCUGAUAUGAACAAAACCAAUUUUGCGAAAGACGUGAUCGCUAAUUAUCAGCAUCUCGGAAUAGUCGAGGACGACAAUGACGCAAAAUACCGCCUGGUGCCCCCAAGCGAGAUUCGUCGCCUUCAUAAUGGACUAUUCUCGCGUGCAGAUCUGGACAAUAUUGACGAAAUCUUUCUGAACGCGAGCAGUGGCUGGGUCGAGGCAAACAAGACUUUACAGAAUGUCAUCGAUGCAGCCGUUUGCACCGGAGUUGUGAAGCAUAUUGAAGCAGAAAUUGCUAGACUGAUUUUUGAUGACGAUGGACAUGUCUGUACUGGUGCUCAGACUGUAGAUGGCCAGAUCAUCUUACUCAUAGAAAGUGUUCCAGAGAUUCCAGAGCUCCAUGUAGGCAGUCGUCUCUCAGCAGCAGGACUCAUCACAGGGAUCUUAAGACUCAGUCAGAAUGAAGCGAGCCAGUUACGAUCCGCUCCCGCUUUUCUCUUCGCUGGAGGUAAAUCUCAAGAGAAUGAACUGAAAAUCACGUGUGAUAUCAGUUUUACGAAUACGGUCGAGAUUUUCAGCAAAGUCUACGUUUCGAUGCCUCCGGAGGAUUGCAUGUCAACUUACUCCGUUCUGUCGGCUGAAAUGAAUCGCGCGCUCGCCGCUGUUAGAGAGAGUAUUCUAGGUGAUGGAACAAGGAACCAUUCCUUUGAGGACCGCCGGAUUUGCUGGGAUGCUAUUACGCCGGAUCAAAACUUCAUUAUCAGCGCUCACCCGCACUGCAGAAACCUUUUCAUAGCGACUGGAGGAUCUUUUCAUGCAUGGAAAUUCUUGCCUAUACUGGGAAAGUAUGUAGUGCAGAUGCUUGAGGACAGAUUAGACCCAGAUCUCGCCCAACGCUGGUUUUGGAAUCGGGAUUUUUCUGCCGGAGCCGCAAAUGAGAGAAUGAUGCCAGUGCGAGAGUUGACGGAUAUUGGCCAAUAA